Drosophila obscura is the source of this 776-nucleotide messenger RNA. RefSeq names its product kunitz-type serine protease inhibitor Hg1. Gene Ontology annotation, molecular function: serine-type endopeptidase inhibitor activity. The transcript has 2 exons. The coding region runs from base 290 to 607 and encodes 105 amino acids. The record is from RefSeq and is a predicted model, not a curated record. Lineage: Eukaryota; Metazoa; Arthropoda; Insecta; Diptera; Drosophilidae.
CAGUGAGUUCUCUGCUCAGUCUGGCUCGGUUCGGAUCGUAUCGGAUCGUAUCGUAUCGUAUCGUAUCGUAUCGACUUGCUUUGGUUCGCUUUGCUUCGUUAGCCGGCAGCUGGUUUUUGACUCGAAAGUAGCGCAAAUUACUUAAAAAUACCAGAAGCGAAAAUAUUGGAGCAGCCUCUGGCCUGGCCUCUGCCAGUUUCUGUCGAUCCACACACGAGAACACCUCUAUAGCAAAGCCCACAGCUGUUGCGCGCUUCAUUCCGCCUCUGUUGUUCGCCGCGUGAAAAACAUGAAAUUGAAAAUCAAUUUGACGUUCCUCUGGGCGACAAUCGUCGGCCUCCUGUCCAUCAUUCUAUUGACACAGACCACGCAAAUUGGAGCAUCGAGCGCUGGCGCUGAUGCAACAUGCAAGGAGCUGAACAAUGUCAACUGCUAUGUGGGCCGCAACGAGGGCAACUUCUGCAACAGCAAGGACCAAACCAAGGCUGUCACCCGGUGGUACUACGACAAAGGCAUCUGCCGAUCCUUCACCUACAAAGGCUGCAACGGCAACAGGAAUCGCUUCUGCACCCAGGAGAGCUGCGACGUGCGCUGCGGCGACGAUUGACCAGUAACAUUGUAGUGCCCAUAUCACCUUAGAUGAUAAGUUUGUAUGUUUAGGCUAAGCAUUCAGAGCAAAUAGAGAUCGGAUCGCAUUCGAGCAGCCCUGUGCCAAUGUGCUUAAGUGUUUUACCUUUGAUCAAACUAAAUGCCGACUAAAUGCCGCCCCAAAAAUA